AUGGAACCAGUGGAAGCAGUCAAAGCAAUGGUCAACGUCGUCAAAAGGAAGUCAGACCUGGAAAGGACGGUCGAGAUGCAAAGGGAGGAGAUAGACCGGCUGAAUGGACGCGUAAAGGAGCUUUAUGAUGAAAUGUGCGGUCUGAAGCGCGUAGAGCGGUUUGGCGCGCUGGUAACGAUGGCAACGUGGGCUAAGGAGUCCGUGAAGGACUUUAUGAGAUGUAAGAGGGUGUUUAGUACAAAGCAAAGGCUGCAAUACCACAUUAGGAAUGGGGUUUGCAUAAGGAGAUUGGUAGGUAAGACCUGUAGGGUGUGUAAUAAGGAGUUCAGCACCCCUCAAAAGCUACGAUACCAUAUCGAAAAUGGGGUUUGUCGUAGGACGACUGAAUGUAGUUAUUGUGGUAAAAUCUUUAGUAGUUACCAACGUCUUCGAACGCAUAGGAAAAGACACGAUGGGGCGUAUAAACACCUUUCAAGAGACUACAGCUUAGAUGGGGUGGAUUGUUACCAGUGCGGGGAUCUGAUGAGUUGUUGUGAACACAAAGAUGACUACCUUAAAGAUAGGAUAGAUUACUUUAAUGAGAUAGGCAGGGCAUUUCCCCGCUUUGACGUCGUUGAGGGCGUUCCAUGGACCAACAGGGAAUAUUGGAGGUCUGAGUGUGGGAGAUGCGGAUGCAUAAGGGAGGAGGAACACAUCUUCAACUGUUUAACAAAAUCCUAA
Molecule: messenger RNA, 720 nt
Organism: Actinia tenebrosa (Australian red waratah sea anemone)
Lineage: Eukaryota; Metazoa; Cnidaria; Anthozoa; Actiniaria; Actiniidae
Product: zinc finger protein 709-like
Source: RefSeq, a predicted model, not a curated record